Messenger RNA from Drosophila ficusphila, 2628 nucleotides. It is a transcript of the gene Cyp49a1, whose product is annotated as probable cytochrome P450 49a1. The coding region runs from base 494 to 2272 and encodes 592 amino acids. NCBI's taxonomy places the organism in Eukaryota, Metazoa, Arthropoda, Insecta, Diptera, Drosophilidae. The record is from RefSeq and is a predicted model, not a curated record. Gene Ontology annotation, molecular function: monooxygenase activity; iron ion binding; oxidoreductase activity, acting on paired donors, with incorporation or reduction of molecular oxygen. The transcript is spliced from 14 exons.
CGAUCGCGUUUAGUGCGUUGCGGUUGGUCUACGAGGCAACAGCUCACCAGACUCGGCAGCUCCAUCCACAACUCUCGGUUUCGGUUUCGGUUUCGGAUUUGGUUUCGAGUUUGAGUUUGAGUUUGGGAUCCGGUGGAGCUAACAUAAACCUACGGACGGUUUCGGGUUGCGUGACAAAAGACCUGGCGAAUCUCCGCCGUUUCGAGUGCUCGUGAGUGGGAAAUUGGCCAAAAGAAAACAAUAGAAAUCCACACACAACCAAAGGCAUAAAAAGCUGUUUUUAAUUGUGAACAAACGACGGGUUGAACAUCUUUCGGAAAACAGCAAGACCGCAAGUAAAUUAAAACUAAAACUAAAUCGGCAACAAGUUGAUUGAAACUUCAUCUGAAAAGCAAACCAAACCAACUGGCGUGGCAGGCCGAAAAAAAGCAAAAAACCGAUUUGGCGAAAUAAUAAAAGCAAACAUUCGAGACUCUCCUCCUCCGAGCUGAAGAUGUCGGGCUUACGCAAAACCUCCAUUGCGCUGAUGAGGCGCUCCACUUCCAGCACCACCACUCUGCCGCAUUCCGGGGGCGGUGGUGUGGCGGUGUCGCCACCCAGCAGCGGAGUGGGCGUGGCGACGGAAAUUGAAAAAUCAAUUGCAAUGCAGCGCCUGCGAACCGGAGAGUCGGAAUAUCUGAAGAAAUUAAAUGUCAGCCAACAAGCCGUGACAGCAGCGGCGGAGAAAAGCACUAGAACAGCCGCAUUACCGGCGGUGGAAGCCACGACUUCUGCUUCGCCGGCUGCAGUGCGUCCUUAUUCGGAAGUGCCGGGUCCAUAUCCCUUGCCGCUGAUUGGCAACUCCUGGCGCUUUGCCCCGCUAAUUGGAACGUAUAAAAUAAGCGACCUGGACAAGGUCAUGAAUGAACUGCACGUGAACUAUGGAAAGAUGGCCAAGGUGGGUGGUCUCAUUGGCCAUCCGGACCUGCUGUUCGUCUUCGACGGCGACGAGAUUCGUAACAUAUUCAAGAAGGAGGAGGCCAUGCCACACCGGCCGUCGAUGCCCUCACUGCGCCACUACAAGGGCGACCUGCGACGCGAUUUCUUUGGCGAUGUGGCCGGCCUAAUUGGCGUACACGGACCCAAGUGGGAGGCCUUCAGACAGGAGGUGCAGCACAUCCUGCUGCAGCCGCAGACGGCCAAGAAGUACAUUCCGCCGCUAAACGACAUUGCCAGCGAGUUUAUGGGCCGGAUUGAGCUGAUGCGCGACGAAAAGGACGAGCUGCCAGCCAAUUUCCUGCACGAGCUCUACAAUUGGGCCUUGGAAUCUGUUGGCCGCGUUUCCUUGGACACAAGAUUGGGUUGCUUGUCGCCCGAGGGAAGUGAAGAAGCUCAGCAGAUUAUCGAGGCCAUAAACACAUUUUUCUGGGCCGUUCCCGAAUUGGAGCUGCGAAUGCCCCUGUGGCGUGUUUAUCCCACAAAAGCAUAUAGAAGCUUCGUCAAGGCUUUGGAUCAGUUCACAGCAAUUUGCAUGAAGAAUAUCAGCAAGACCAUGGACAAGGCCGAUGCCGACGAGGCUAAAGGUUUGCCCAAAUCGGAGGCGGAUAUAUCUAUUGUGGAGAGAAUAGUGCGAAAGACGGGCAAUCGCAAGCUGGCUGCCAUUUUGGCGCUGGAUUUGUUUUUGGUGGGAGUGGAUACGACCUCUGUAGCAGCCUCUUCCACAAUUUAUCAACUAGCCAAAAACCCAGACAAACAGCAGCGACUCUUCGAUGAGUUGCAAAAGGUGUUUCCCCAUCGCGAGGCGGAGAUCAACCAAAAUGUCCUGGAGCAGAUGCCCUAUCUUCGAGCUUGUGUAAAGGAAACUCUGCGCAUGCGACCCGUGGUGAUUGCCAAUGGGCGAAGUCUUCAGUCGGACGCUGUCAUCAAUGGCUACCAUGUUCCCAAGGGCACACACGUUAUCUUCCCCCAUUUGGUGGUUUCAAACGAUCCCGCAUAUUUCCCAGAACCCAAGCGCUUUUUGCCAGAGCGCUGGCUAAAACAGUCAGCGGCAGAUGCAGCUGGUUGCCCCCAUGCCAACCAGAAAAUUCACCCGUUUGUGAGUUUGCCCUUUGGCUUUGGGCGUCGCAUGUGCGUGGGUCGUCGCUUUGCCGAAAUCGAGUUGCACACACUGCUGGCAAAGAUCUUCCGCAAAUACAAGGUCUCGUACAACUCCGGUGAGUUUGUGUACCGAGUGAACUCCACGUACAUUCCGCAGUCUCCUCUGAACUUUAAACUAACGACGAGGGACGAGUAGUGAGCAGUGAGCAGUGAGCAAAGGGAACUGGAGGCCCUGGGAGCUCCUCUGCAACGAGCUGAGCCUCAAAGCUGCAGUGACACACGGCGGAUGUGUGAUAUUUAUAGUCAAAAGCCCAGCUGCUUCUGCUGCUGCUGCGAUGUUUCUUUUUAAUUAAGCAAAUGUACACAACACACACACAUAAAUAUAACCAACAAAUUCAGCACAUCCCGUGUGUGCGUGUGUAACUAAAUAAUCGUUGUGUACUUAUGUUGAUACAUGUGUAUAUAGAACCCAUUAUGUUCGCCCAUAUUUAGUUGUAGUUUUUCCCAAGAAUAAUUGUACCCAAUAAAGCGUCGAAAAGUAUGCAAUAAAAA